Molecule: messenger RNA, 1650 nt
Organism: Closterium sp. Naga37s-1
Lineage: Eukaryota; Viridiplantae; Streptophyta; Zygnematophyceae; Desmidiales; Closteriaceae
Source: the annotation of a GenBank genome assembly
AUGGGCAUCCCUGUGCCUCAGCGAUCCGACGAGAUGGCAACGAUGCCAGCAGCGAUCGCACCAACUCCACCUGCGCCUGCACCAUCCUCGCCGCACGACGGGCCUGCCGCCAUGGGCGCUCUCGGCCUGCUUCGCCUCUUCUCCAUCUGGCCGCCACCGCCGAAGGCGGCCCCCGCGUGCCCGUCCCAAGAGCGGCACGACGCGUCGUCCCACCCCAUGCAUGCUGGCUCUCCAGGGUCGGAGGGUGCGGCGGCGGAAGCGAGGGAAGCCGUGGAAGCCGCCACGUCUCUCGGAAUCAGGGAGGAGAUGGGGCAAGGCAAUUCGGGUGCCGUGGCGUGCACAGCCAUGGCCACAGACGACAGUGCGGCCGCAGAGCCAGCAGCGCUCGGAGAACAAUCGCUCGAGCAGCAGCCCGUGCAAUCGCCGUCGCACGGCAGCGCGACUAGUUGCGCAGAUCCGGGCGCGUGUGCGCCACUGGAGCGCCCCUUCUCCCCCACGUGCGUGCUCGACCCGCCCGACUGGGCGACCGUGGCGGGCCUCGACAGCCUGCAGCUGCCGGCGCUGCAGCGACUCGCGUCGCACGGCGUCAUUUGGAAGGACCCUGCGACGGGGUCCCUGCGACGCUUCACGCUACACUACGGCGGCGAGGUGGACGCGGACGGCAACUGCCUCUUCGCCGCGCUCAACCGCCUCGUACCGCAUCACGCCGGCGCGGCGGGCCUGCGGCGGAGAGCGGUGCGACGGUUUAUGAAGGAGUACGAGGCGGGCGUGGUGGAGCGCGCGCGCGUGGACGCGGCGGUGCGGCACCUGUACGCGCCGGACGUGGGCGUGGGGUGGGGCGUGCACGUGGUGCAGGAGGUGAAGCUGCUGGCGCCUCGCGCGCAGCGCAACGAGCUCAUGGCGGCCGUGGGGCAGCUCGUCGACUGCGGCAUGUCAAGGUGCGCCCGCCGCGCCACGCGCUUCGCCGGAUCGCGGAAUUGCUAUUCUAGAGAAUUCCCUAAUAUCCUCUUCCUUCCCCCCUCCCUCCUUUCCCGCAUUCGCCCCACUCGCAGGGACCACGCGGUGGAGAUGGUCGCGAGGGACCGCUGCCUGCCCGUCGACUGCGCGCGCCGCUGGGCGCACUACAUGUCGCUCGGCGCGCCGCUGCUGCCCGCCGGCGCAGCGGACUCCUCGGGGGAGUGCGCGGGGGUGGCGGAGUGGGAGACGGAACGCGAGGCGGCGGGCGGGCACGACGUGGUGUCGCUGCAGUACGCGCAGGACGGCCUGCUCUCCGCCUCCGCCUCCUGGGACUUUUCGCUGUCCGCGCAGAGCGCGGAGCGGGUUGCGGGUGCGGGGGAAGCGGCGGCGGGCGGGGGUGGCGGCAUGGCGGCGUUCGGCGACGACAUGGCGAUCGAGAUGCUGGCGACGGAGCUCGCCCGCGAGAUUAUCGUCGUGCAGGCGCACGGGCACGACGCGAUGGUGGAUGAGCAGUCGGCGCUCUUCUUCCUGCCGCACGCCCCCAGGGGCGCGCCGCUCUCCGUCGCGCACCCGCCGCUCUUCCUGCUCAUGAAAGGCACAGGCGGCGACCACUACGAGGCCAUGGUGGCCGUGGACCAGGGCGAGGUGCCCGCGGGGGACGCACAGGGGCCGUGCGGCGCGGUUGUGCUGUGA